AAAAAAAAAAAUCCUAGUGUAAGCAGUUCAACAGUUAUUACACAACCUUUUCUCUUCACCGCGUGAUCAAUUUUUUUCUUCUAAACUAAAUUUAGAAACAGAACCGAAACCCUAAAAUUCUUACUCCGAUUCAAUUUGAAUUUAUUAGCAAUCAAUUUUGAAUCUUAGACCAAAUUGGAAUUGAUUGGUUUGUACAAAUGGCAGAAGAGACAAGUGGAGGUGGAUCUGAAAUAACGAAUGGCGUGGGACUGUCAUCAAUGGACUCAAUGGAGUCGAGAUGGGUAUUCCAGAAUGACGACGAAUCGGAGGUGGAUGAGGAUGAGGAAGACAGAGAGUCUGAACAUCGCGCUGGAUUGGAUUCUGAAGACGAGGAAAGUGGUGAACAACGCUUGAUUCGCACAGGACCUCGUAUUGAUUCAUUUGAUGUCGAAGCUCUUGACAUACCCGGCGCCAUUCGAAAUGACUAUGAGUUGCAGGACUUCAGUGUGGGAAAGAGAAUCAUACUUGUUUUUCAGACACUUGGUGUCGUCUUUGGUGAUGUUGGAACAAGUCCGUUAUAUACCUUUGAUGUGAUGUUUACCAAGGCUCCUAUAAAUGGAAAUGAAGAUGUUCUUGGGGCAUUAUCACUGGUUUUAUAUACCUUGAUCUUGAUUCCACUGGUGAAGUAUGUCUUUGUUGUUCUUUGGGCCAAUGAUGAUGGUGAAGGUGGUACUUUUGCAUUGUACUCGUUGAUUUGUCGGCAUGCUAAGGUUAGUCUUCUCCCAAAUCAGCUUCCUUCUGAUGCUCGUAUAUCAAGCUUCAGACUGAAGGUGCCAUCGGCUGAACUGGAGAGAUCACUGAAAAUCAAGGAAAGACUUGAGAACUCACAGACUCUGAAAAGGCUUCUACUGAUGUUAGUGCUUGCUGGUACUUCUAUGGUGAUAGCUGAUGGGGUUGUUACACCGGCAAUGUCAGUAAUGUCAGCUGUUGGUGGUCUAAAGGUUGGAGUAACUGCCAUUAAGCAAGAUGAAGUGCUGAUGAUUUCAGUUGCCUUUCUCGUAAUUUUGUUCAGUGUACAAAAGUAUGGUACAAGCAAAGUAGGAAUGGCUGUAGGUCCUGCUUUAUUUAUAUGGUUUUGCUCUCUUGGUGGCGUUGGGAUUUAUAACCUUGUAAAAUAUGACAGCAGUGUCUUGAGAGCAUUUAAUCCCAUUCACAUCUAUUUAUUUUUCAAGAGAAACUCAACUAAGGCUUGGUCUGCACUUGGAGGUUGUAUUCUUUGUGCAACAGGUUCUGAGGCAAUGUUUGCAGAUCUUUGCUACUUUUCAGUGCGAUCAGUUCAGCUUACAUUUAUGUUUCUCGUUUUACCAUGCCUUCUGUUGGGUUAUUUGGGUCAAGCAGCUUACCUUAUGGACAACCAUUCUGGAGCUGAGCAAGUUUUUUUCAAUUGCAUUCCAACUGGCGCUUUCUGGCCUAUCCUCCUCAUUGCUAACAUAGCAGCACUGAUUUCAAGUCGGGCUAUGACCACCGCAACAUUUUCGUGUAUAAAACAAUCAACUGUGCUUGGUUGUUUCCCUCGUCUUAAAAUCAUCCAUACCUCUCGAAAAUUCAUGGGCCAGAUUUAUAUCCCAGUUAUUAAUUGGUUUUUGUUGGUCGUGUGUGUGUUGUUUGUCUGCUCUAUCGCAAGCAUUACUGAGAUGGGAAAUGCAUAUGGCAUUGCUGAGCUGGGAGUGAUGAUGAUGACAACAGUUUUAGUGACUAUCGUUAUGCUUCUUAUAUGGCAGAUAAACAUUAUAAUUGUGCUCAGCUUCGUGGUUUUUUUCCUGGGAAUGGAGCUGACCUUUUUCUCGUCGGUUUUGGGGAGUGUGGGGGAUGGAAGUUGGAUAAUAUUGGUUUUCGCCAUAAUAAUGUUUUUUAUAAUGUACAUCUGGAACUAUGGAAGUAAGCUGAAGUAUGAAACUGAAGUCAAGCAAAAACUGUCAAUGGAUUUGAUGCGGGAACUGGGCAGCAAUCUUGGGACAAUUAGAGCUCCUGGAAUUGGCUUGCUUUAUAAUGAGUUGGUGAAGGGAAUACCUGCAAUUUUUGGCCAUUUUUUGACUACUCUUCCAGCAAUUCACUCCAUGAUUAUAUUUGUUUGUAUAAAGUAUGUUCCAGUUCCUGUUGUGCCACAAAGUGAAAGGUUCCUUUUCCGAAGAGUGUGUCCAAAAAGCUACCACAUAUUCCGAUGUAUAGCCCGGUAUGGCUACAAGGAUGUUCGCAAAGAAAAUCACCAGGCAUUUGAGCAGCUGUUAAUUGAGAGCCUUGAGAAGUUCAUUCGUCGGGAAGCCCAGGAACGGUCAUUGGAAAGUGAUGGGGAUGAUGAUAAUGAUUCUGAGGAUGAUUUAACUAGUACAAGACUUCUCAUAGCUCCUAAUGGAAGUGUCUACUCGCUUAAUGUUCCUCUCCUGGCUGAGUUCAAGGACAAAAGUGAGCCCAUUUCAGAAGCAAGCACCUCUGAAGAGGUGAAGCCUGAAAUGCCUGUAGAUUCUACAAAUUCUGAUCCAGAGCAGAGCCUGGAGAGGGAGCUGUCUUUUAUUCGCAGGGCUAAAGAAUCUGGGGUCGUUUAUCUUCUUGGCCAUGGAGAUAUUAGAGCAAGGAAGGAUUCCUGGUUUAUCAAGAAGCUUGUCAUAAAUUAUUUCUAUGCUUUCUUGAGAAAGAACUGCAGGAGGGGGAUUGCGAAUUUGAGUGUUCCCCACUCACAUCUCAUGCAGGUUGGGAUGACUUACAUGGUUUGAUGCUUGAUUCUGCUUCCAGGAAGGGCAGAUCUCAACAUGAAAAGUUUGACACUCUUCGUCUUAUGGCAUGUUCAGCUGUCAAUGUAAGUUGCAUCCGUUAAUUUACACAAGCUUACACAAUUUUCUUGAUUAUUGAUGGCCCUUUGGAUCUGCCAAUCAUUGAAUUUUUUCCACCUUGUUGAUCAGGAAUUUUUCUAGUGUUUCAGCUUGGGUUGUCUUUGAUGUAUUCAAUUUUUACUAUUCCAACAGAUGCAUAUGGAAAUUGCCUCUUGUAACCAGCAUGUUUUAAGUGAUGUGAAUGUGAUUUUUCAUAAAUCUAGUUGCCGCCGCAAAAGGCCUGUUCAAAAUUUAUAUAUUUUGGCCUAGUCAUUCCAUCACAGACUUAAUAAAAAGGGCAUGAAGAAUAGGUAACAGGUCAGCUGCCUGGACUGAUUCACUGUAUUGAUACCUGAGUUAAAAUCUGGCUUUAAAAAAGCCCAUCAUAGAAUUUUGUAUUUAGGCAUUUUCAUUGUAUUUUGUUUUCUUUUAUUAUUAUUAUUAUUUUGUUUUUC
This is a messenger RNA of Pistacia vera, 3301 nucleotides long. RefSeq names its product potassium transporter 7-like. The coding region runs from base 198 to 2750 and encodes 850 amino acids. Gene Ontology annotation, biological process: potassium ion transmembrane transport. The record is from RefSeq and is a predicted model, not a curated record. Lineage: Eukaryota; Viridiplantae; Streptophyta; Magnoliopsida; Sapindales; Anacardiaceae. Gene Ontology annotation, cellular component: vacuolar membrane; plant-type vacuole. Gene Ontology annotation, molecular function: potassium ion transmembrane transporter activity. The transcript is spliced from 10 exons.